Pogona vitticeps (central bearded dragon) is the source of this 4071-nucleotide messenger RNA. Lineage: Eukaryota; Metazoa; Chordata; Lepidosauria; Squamata; Agamidae. The record is from RefSeq and is a predicted model, not a curated record.
GGCAGCCCCUGGUCCCCAGUCCCGCUCGCCCGCCUGCGCGUCUGCCAGUCCUCGGCUCUCCCAAGCAGUCGGGGAGCGGGGCGGGUGGUGGCGGCGAGCGGGGCCGUCCUCUGCGCACUGUCUGCUCUCGCCUGGCGCUCGCUCUCGGCGUCUCUCUCUCUCUCUUUCGCCCCAGUCUCUUCGUUCCUGCCUCCGCUCCCGCUCCUCUCCCCGCGAGCCCCGCUGCUCAGGACGGGGGGAGCCGCCUCUGUCCCUCGGAAAGGCGGAGGAAGGGAUCCGAGAGGGGUGGGCUGCUGCCCCACCAACCUGAGCGACCAGGUCACCGUCCCAAAUGGGAAAUGGUUCAGUGAAACCCAAAUACCUGAAGAGGCCAGAGAAUCAUGCUGGAAACUGCCCUUAUGGAUGCGCAGGUGGCAGUAGUAAAUUUUUGAAAGACCCAGGUUUGAACAUCAGUACCAUAACUGGUGCUGCAGAUAUUCUGAGGAGCAGGGUUUGGGAGCUCGAAAAGGAACUGAAGAGGCAGGAAGAAGAGCUUCAUGAAAGGAACUACCAUAUUCUGGAGCUCCAGGAGCAACUGGCUAAGCAAACCAGGACCAUUGCAGAACUCACCGAGGAGCUCAAGUGUAAAUGCAUCCAGCUGAAUAAACUUCAGGAUGUGGUGGACACCCAGGGAACAAACCCCUUCCCCUUUUCACCUCUUAAAGAACCGCCCCGAAGCAGCCAAGCAGCAUGCAGCAACAGGAGGAGAGGGGCCAAGGAAGGCGUGUCAGCAGAGCCGACAACCCGGACAUACGACCUGACGGAACAACCCAGGUUUUCUUUCGAGAAGGCGAGAGUCAGAAAGGCCUCUAGUGAGAAAAAGCUCAUCACGGAUGCUCUGAACAGAAACCAGUUUUUGAAGAGGCUGGACCCUCAGCAGAUCAGAGAUAUGGUGGAAUGUAUGUAUGGAAGAACAUACCAGCAGGGAAGCUAUAUAAUCAAACAAGGGGAGCCUGGCAACCAUAUAUUUGUUCUGGCAGAGGGCAAGCUGGAAGUCUUUCAACAGAGCAAACUUCUCUCAUCAAUUCCUGUGUGGACAGCAUUUGGGGAGCUAGCUAUAUUAUACAACUGCACAAGGACAGCCUCUGUAAAAGGUGAGUAUACUUAUUUUCCAACAAGUGUUUCUUUGCUGAAGAAUUUACCCGACGAUAAGCUGACAAAAAUUGUAGACUGCAUGGAAGUGGAAUACUAUGACAAAGGCGAUUAUGUUAUCCGUGAGGGAGAGGAAGGAAGCACCUUUUUUGUUAUAGCCAAAGGGAAGGUCAAGGUUACCCAGACCUCAGAAGGGCAGUCACAACCUCAGUUGAUUAAAACAUUGCAGAGAGGAGAUUACUUUGGGGAAAAGGCCCUGGUCAGUGAUGAUGUUAGAUCAGCUAAUAUAAUUGCAGAUGAAAAUGAUGUGGAAUGUCUUGUAAUAGAUAGAGAAACCUUCAACCAAACUGUUGGGACUUUUGAAGAACUCCAGGCUUAUCUCGCAGGUUAUGUGGCUACCCUGACUCGUGAUGAUGAAAAAAGGAAUGCACAAGUGUCUUCUUUGGAGCCGUUAUCCAGAGCUGUCUCUUUGGAGAUGAUACAGCUGAGAGAACAAGUCUCCCAGUUCCCUUCCUCUUGCCCAUUUCAGAACCUGGAAAUCGUCGCGACUUUGGGCGUUGGUGGCUUUGGAAGAGUUGAGCUCGUGAAAGUUAAGAAUGAAAACGUAACAUUUGCCAUGAAAUGCAUUAAGAAGAAGCACGUUGUGGAUACGAAACAGCAGGAGCACAUUCAUUCUGAAAAGAGAAUUUUAGAAGAGGCCUGUUCUCCAUUCAUAGUGAAAUUUUAUCGCACUUUCAAAGAUACCAAAUAUGUUUACAUGCUCUUAGAAGCCUGUCUUGGAGGUGAACUAUGGAGUAUUCUCAGGGACAGAGGUAGCUUCGAUGACACCACUACAAAGUUCUGUGUUGCAUGUGUGACGGAAGCUAUUGAAUAUUUGCACAGUAUCAGUGUGAUCUACAGGGACCUGAAGCCAGAAAAUUUGAUUUUGGAUGCCCAAGGAUAUAUAAAGCUGGUUGACUUUGGGUUUGCUAAGAAGAUUGGUGCUGGGCAAAAGACUUGGACAUUUUGUGGGACCCCAGAAUAUGUUGCACCUGAAGUCAUUCUCAACAAAGGCCAUGAUUUCAGUGUAGACUUCUGGUCUCUUGGAAUUCUUGUCUACGAACUACUUACGGGGAGUCCUCCAUUUUCUGGGACUGAUCAAAUGAUGACCUACAAUUUGAUUUUAAAAGGCGUGGAAAGGCUGGAUUUUCCCAGAAUAAUAACAAAGCGGCCUGAAGACUUGAUUCGGCGACUCUGCAGACAAAAUCCUACUGAGAGAUUAGGAAAUCUGAAAAAUGGAAUCCAUGACAUUAAGAGGCACAGGUGGCUGAACGGUUUUAAUUGGGAGGGACUAAGGGCACGGAAACUAACAUCGCCGUUGAAAAGAGAGCUUUCAGGUCCGAUGGAUUACAGCUACUUUGACAGAUACCCGCCUGAGCAGGGUGUUCCACCAGACGAGCUUUCAGGCUGGGAUAAAGAUUUUUAAGACAAGAGCAUUACUACAAGGAACAAUCAUUUGUAACAAUCCAGAUGGUUUGCACUGAUCGUGUAUGUACAUGUUACAGAUCCUAACUCAGCUGCAUUGAAAUUCGCAGGACGUUUGCAUUUAAGAUUCAACUGGGUGUGGAUCGCACUCCGAUUUGCUUUGUAGCAUCGCGGCGUUAACCGUUUCUCUAUAACAUUGGCAGGCAACCUGUAGCCUUCCUGAUGUUGUUGGGAUUCCAACUCCCAUCAUCCUUCAGCAGUGGCUAUGUUGGUCGGCAGGAUGGGAAAUGUAAUUCAAGGAUAACAUUUACCACCUGUAACAAUAUGACAGAAGAGAGAAGCGACAGGAAAAUCAUUCACCCUUUAAUUGGGGGACUUUAAUUCUUAAUCCAUCUCUAACAGCGAUGGGUGAUUGCAUUGAUUACAUCAGCAUCAAUGCUCUAGUGUGCUUUGCCUCAGAUGCCACUGUGGGCAGCCUUGGAUCGCAGAAAUGAGAUAUGAAACAGGGAAGUCCUGGAAGGGGUACCAUAUUCUAAAUAUAGAGUAACAAUGCCUUGAUGUGAGUUACAGAAACUCUGUUCUUGCUGUCCUACAGGAGAAGGGCCUUUCUUAAAAGUUACUUAAUCCUGAAGGGUUAAACCUGUCCAGACACCCCUCUCUGUGUGUUUCUUACAAUGUCCGCUAAGAGUGAGACUAUACAAGAUGCCAGCUUUGCAAUUAGAAGCUGAGCUUCCUUAGAAUGUAAAGAAUAUUUGUUUAUUAUAGCACAAGGUUUCUACUGCUCUGCAAGCUGCAAAUUAAUAUGGUUUUGCUUGAUAACUGGUCAGUAGAAGCCAAAUUUAAAAUUUAUUGCACAAAUACAGCAGCUUUGAAGGGAGUGCAACUCAGCAGGAAUAAUGCUGUUCCACCUCCUUAUUGUGUAGUUGACGUGUCAUGUAAUUUGGCCCUGUGAAACUUAUUCUCAUAGAAAAGUUGCAAAAUCUUUGUCAAGAGGAACCAAACUGGCUGUGAGAAACAAAAAAAAAGCAUAUUCUUUGAUUUAAAAAAAAACAAACCUCAGGCAGAAUCCUGUUUACUUAUGUGACUUGAUGUAUGCCCAGAUGUGCAGAGGGAAACUGAUAGGAAACGAAAAAUUAUUGCACAAUUGCCUUAUACCUGCUGUUUUUUAACCAAUUGGAUUUAUAACAAACAUCUUUGCACUCAUGUAGCCUUUUCUCCAUACAACUGCUAUUUUUUCCCCUUUCAAUUUAAUUUUGUAAAGUUUGGUGUGUAGAGGUCUGAAAUUUAUUUAGGAUCCUGCCCUUUUUUAAAAAAAAGCUUGAGAUGUGACUGGAAAGAGACACAGACUUGGAAAUAUGUGCAUCCCACGGAGAUGCUGUUCAGAGAGCUGGAGUUGGUUGUAGCUCUUGGUUGGACCUUACUCUGGAGUAAACUUGUUUUAACUGUUGAGUAGCUGGUUGUUGUAAGGUUUUUCGG